Messenger RNA from Fusarium tjaetaba, 606 nucleotides. RefSeq lists its product as uncharacterized. The transcript has a single exon. The coding region runs from base 1 to 606 and encodes 201 amino acids. The record is from RefSeq and is a predicted model, not a curated record. NCBI's taxonomy places the organism in Eukaryota, Fungi, Ascomycota, Sordariomycetes, Hypocreales, Nectriaceae.
AUGAAUAGAGAAGACCUCUAUGCCCUUAGAAUCUGCCUUUUCUGGUCCAUUGCGAAUAUAAGCUGUUCGCCUCAUUCAAAAUCAUGUGAGAAACCCAGCUUUGAAAUCACUCACGAGAUCAUUGAGGAAGGUCUCGCUCUUCUUGACCCCGAAGAUUUCUUAUGCCAGGCCCUCCGAUAUUACCACAAUUACCUUGAGCAUAAGGAACUGCGUAAGCACGAUACGGGACUUCACCAUGAGAUACUUCAUCGGCUCCAUGACCCGACGAAUUGGAUUCUGACCGAGAAUAACCUACUUAGGUAUACGGCGGGGAACUGGCUGGAAGAGUUGUUAGAAACCGGUGGCGAGCAAGCGAUAGACGCUGAGUCUAUGAACUACCAUGGAUCUGAAAACAGAUUGACAACUGAGACCGAAAUGGCGACUGACAUGGAUGUAGAUUUACCGGAGUCCGCAACCUGUCAGACUUCACUCGUUGAGCUGCCGAACGAAGGAAGAAGUGAACCUCAGGAUCCGACGCAGACAGCUCGGAAACGUCGUCUGGACCAUGACCAUGAUGCUGAUGAAAGUUCUAGACUAGAGAAGAAGCGGGCGAGAUUUUCAGAGUAG